Hirundo rustica (Barn swallow) is the source of this 963-nucleotide messenger RNA. RefSeq names its product TM2 domain containing 3 (gene TM2D3). The coding region runs from base 18 to 779 and encodes 253 amino acids. NCBI's taxonomy places the organism in Eukaryota, Metazoa, Chordata, Aves, Passeriformes, Hirundinidae. The record is from RefSeq and is a predicted model, not a curated record. The transcript is spliced from 6 exons.
CCCGCCUGCGCACCAAGAUGGCGGCGCGGUGGUGGCGGCGCGUCCUGCGCGGGCUCUGCGGGGCCGCGCUCUUCCUGUCACAGCUCUCCGUCCUCUCGGGCCGCGCGGGAUCUUUGAUGACAACAAAGCUUACACAGCCACAGUCUACGCUGGCAAAAAGCCUAGCUUCAACAAGUACAAAUGCUCCCUAUUUUAAAUCAUUAGAAAGUACAGAAAUUCCACCUUAUGUGACUAAUUGUCCCAGCAACGGGCUUUGCAGUAGAUUGCCACCAGACUGCAUGACAUGUAACACAAACUAUUCCUGUAUUUAUGGGAAGACGGCAACUUUUGAUUGCAGAGUGAAGCCACACGUUCAUUGUGUUGAUGAGAAUAACCAAGAGCAGGAGAACUUUACAAUUAACAUGACGUGCCAGUUUUGCUGGCAGCUUGCCACAAGUGAUUAUGUCUGUACCAAUUCCACAAACUGCAUGACAGUUUCCUGCCCUCGACAACGAUACAAUGCAACUUGCACAGUCCGGGAUCACAUUCAUUGUCUAGGUAACCGUGUGUUUCCUAAGAUGCUCUAUUGCAACUGGACUGGAGGUUAUAAGUGGUCUACUGCCUUGGCAUUAAGCAUCACCCUUGGUGGAUUUGGUGCCGAUCGUUUCUAUUUGGGGCAGUGGCGGGAAGGUCUGGGAAAACUCUUCAGCUUCGGUGGACUUGGAAUAUGGACGCUAAUUGAUGUGCUGCUAAUAGGUGUUGGCUAUGUGGGACCUGCAGAUGGAUCUCUCUAUAUUUAAAUGUGGGUGCGAGGUGUUUCAGAGCGGAGUCGUUGCCUGCAAAGGGCUCUAAAUAAGUGAGUGUGGAGGUUUGAGCCUUUAAGGUAGAAUGGAGAACAACUGUUCUAUGUGCAUACAUUUUAAUGUACAGUAUCUGUACUUGAUUUGCCUUUAACUAAGGUCAAAUAAAAGACUGGAUCACUGA